GGCUGGCGGCGCCAGCCCCGGGGGAAGGGGUGGGGGGGCGGGGGGUGUGACCCGCGCUGCAGCCGCCGCCGCGGCCCGCCCCGCUCACACGGUGCCCGAGCCGCCGAGCGAGCAGCAGCGCCGCGUCCCCGCCGCCGCCCCGCCAUGCCCAACUUCGCCGGCACCUGGAAGAUGAGGAGCAGCGAGAAUUUCGACGAGCUCCUCAAGGCGCUGGGUGUCAACGCCAUGCUGAGGAAGGUGGCGGUGGCGGCCGCCUCCAAGCCGCACGUGGAGAUCCGCCAGGACGGGGAUCAGUUCUACAUCAAGACCUCCACCACCGUCCGCACCACUGAGAUCAACUUCAAGAUCGGGGAGAGCUUCGAGGAGGAGACGGUGGACGGGCGAAAGUGCAGGAGUUUGGCCACUUGGGAGAAUGAAAACAAGAUCUAUUGCAAACAAACUCUUAUUGAGGGAGAUGGCCCCAAAACAUACUGGACUCGAGAGCUAGCUAAUGAUGAGCUGAUUUUGACCUUUGGUGCUGAUGAUGUUGUGUGCACAAGAAUUUAUGUAAGAGAGUAAACCCAUCAAUUUACUUGUCAUCUGGGAUGAAGUGGAGAACUGUGAAAAAUCCCCAGUAUAAUGAGUAUCUGUGUGUGCUGUUACUAAUGCCAAUGCCGUGUUGUAUGUGACCGUGUGUGUUGUAUCUGAACCCAUAUCCUCCCUUGUGUAUUUUGAUUUCACUUUUCAUCGCAGACACUGUUCCUUCCUACUUUUAUGCCAUCAUUUUCCAUGUCUGCUUUGUAUUUUGUAGUUGUCCCUUGCUAUGGUUUCGUCAAUUAUUAAACUUAUUGGGCAUAACUCA
Molecule: messenger RNA, 841 nt
Organism: Falco peregrinus (peregrine falcon)
Lineage: Eukaryota; Metazoa; Chordata; Aves; Falconiformes; Falconidae
Gene: CRABP1
Product: cellular retinoic acid binding protein 1
Exons: 4
Coding region: 145-558 (137 amino acids)
Biological process (GO): fatty acid transport
Cellular component (GO): nucleus; cytosol
Molecular function (GO): fatty acid binding
Source: RefSeq, a predicted model, not a curated record